Messenger RNA from Populus euphratica (Euphrates poplar), 568 nucleotides. RefSeq names its product QWRF motif-containing protein 3. Gene Ontology annotation, biological process: spindle assembly. NCBI's taxonomy places the organism in Eukaryota, Viridiplantae, Streptophyta, Magnoliopsida, Malpighiales, Salicaceae. Gene Ontology annotation, molecular function: microtubule binding. Gene Ontology annotation, cellular component: cytoplasm; nuclear microtubule. The transcript is spliced from 5 exons. The record is from RefSeq and is a predicted model, not a curated record. Bases 1 to 552 code for a protein of 183 amino acids.
AUGGUUUUCCAGAACAAUCUGUUAUGGGUGUUGGAUGGUCUUUCAAAGCUUCGACAUUCUGUCGCACAAAGGAGACUAAAGCUUCAGAAGGAAAAGCUCAAGAUGAAGCUAGACUUUGUUCUUCACUCUCAAAUCAAAUUGUUGGAAGCUUGGGGAGACAUGGAAAGGCAGCACUUAUCUUCAGUUUCAAAGACUAAAGAGUGUCUACAUUCUGUUGUUUGCAGAGUUCCCCUCAUUGAAGGUGCAGAGGUUGAUCCACAAUCAGCUUCCAUCGCACUCCGACAUGCAUCAGAUCUCUCAGCGUCCAUCAAGUCAGCAUUAUCUUCAUUUUCACCCUCAGCUGAGCAGACUGUUACACUUCUCUCACAAUUAGCAGAGGUGGUUGCACAAGAGAAACUACUAAUGGAAGAAUGCCAAGAACUUCUUCAGACAGUAUCUGCACUACAGAUUCAAGAGAAAAGUUUGAAGUGCUAUAUAAUCCAGUUCAAUUCGAAGCAAAAACAACUGCAGCAGCAAGAACAACAAUCACAGCUACAAGAAACCCCUUCUUAGGCAGAAAUACAGGGAA